AUGUAUGUAUCAAUUUUUGCAACAAAUGAAUCAACCACCGAUUGUUCUCUUGUUGCAUCAGCUAUAUUUCUUAUAAGACAAUAUGGAAUACCAAAACCAGAGAAUCAGUCUCUAUGUGAAUCAUAUUCUGGUCCAAAUAUAAAAGCAAGAUUUGUUUGUAAUGACAGCAACACAUUUGAUGGAAAAUACCAUAUUAUUGAAAUUACUUUCACUUUAACAGGUAUUCCAACUGGAAACCCCCCUUCUUUGGCCAAGUCAUUCACAAUGCCUGCUUUGAAACGUAUCAUUUUGCAGAGUGAAGGGGUUGCCAAUCCGUCAAUCAACCUCUUAGAGUUGCUCAAAUCCGUUAAAAGUUUGGGUGAAAUUAGAUUGAGCUAUGAUCAAUCGAUCAGUUACAUUCCAGGCGAUUUUAAUAAUUUUCCUAAUCUUACCUUGUUUUCAUUAUUCAUGGAUAUGAUGGCGAUAAAAGAUUCAUACAUUGUCCCUCAUAACUUUUUAAACAACUCUAUCAACCUUCAAUCGAUCACUGCUUCGUUCCCAGUUUCCUCGAUUACCAUUGAUGACUCUCUCUACUUUCCCUCUCUCACUUAUUAUUAUUUACACUCCAAUUGUACCGCUGGAUCGCAUCAUAUCAAUGUAACAGCUAAAUCAUUUCCAAACCUAGAGUCUUUUUAUAUUACCUUAAAUUCUGGAUCAAAUAUCACUGCCCAUUUGAAUCAAGAUGUCACCAAGAUAAAGCAAAUGGAAUCCAUCCACUAUAGAAUCAUUAUAAUAUAUCUCGAAUUAUAUCCUAAUUUAUUACCUUUAUUUCAAAGAUAUUUAGAUGAUAAUAACAUACCAAAUUUAUCAACAAAUUUACCAAAUACUUUAAGAACCUUGUCUAUUUAUAAUAACUUCAACUUUAAUGGUCCCAUUACUGAAUCAUUCUGUGGAAUAACUAGUUUGUACAUCGGUAGUACGGCAGUUUCGUCAUUUCCUGAUUUUACCGUUAGUAACAAAGAUAAUCUUUUAGUUACCAAUAACAAUAUUGCUACUAUUAAAGGUGACAACAUUGGAUAUGGAUCUACUCAAUCAAAUUAUACUAUUACACAGGCAAUACCAAACCAAGAAUUAUCAUUCGAAUAUACACAGGCAACACCAAUACCAGUUAUUCCAACUCCUGUCACAAUCAUUUUAGAUCCGCAAAUAGUACAAAUGAUGAUGGUCAAGGGCGAUAUUAAAAUUGGUCAACCAACUAUUUUACAAAUCAACCAAAACAACAUCACAAUCAAGUUUAAUUUAGAUUAUAAUCCAUAUUUUAAUCACACAAUAACCAUUGAUAAUAGUACUGCUUGUACCAAUUUAACAAAUAUUUACCCCUCUCAAUUUGAAUGUACAACACCACUUCUAUCGAGUGGAGAUCAUCAAUUAAUAGUUUCAAACUCUUACAUACAAUCACAAGUACCCUUUACCAUUAAUUUACGGUCCCUUUGUCAACAAUCAACCAAUAAUUGUUAUGGUGGAAAUGGUCAAUGUAAUGCUAAUGGUCAAUGUAUUUGUUAUAGUAAUUCAUUUUACAAUAAUUGUUCGAAACCAUACCCAAUUAUUAGUUCAGGGCAUUAUAUUUCAACAAACAACAAGUAUGUUGAAUUGAAUGGUGAUUUUGGACCAUCAAUAUCCAACCAAUCAAAUAUUAUAGUCUUGAUUAAUAAUACAAUCAACUGUGUUGUUGAAUCACUUUCACAAUUCCAAAUCAAUUGUACAGUCGAUCAACAACCAUCAUUUGGAUUAGCUUCUGUUCAACUUCAAUUGAAUAAUGAUUUAAAUACAACUGCAAGAAAUAUAUUAUAUCUUCAAUCACCACCAUCUCGACCAUCGCCAUCACCAAUAUCAAAAUCAUCAUGUGAAAAGAAUACAUCUAAUUGUUAUGGCCAUGGAUAUUGUGAUGAUAAUGGCAAAUGUCAAUGUCAACAUGGUUAUAGUGAUAUUGAUAAUUGUUUGUCAAAAUAUAUCAUUAAUAUGACGAUUACACCCAAUACAACAGAUCCAACAGUAUCAUUUGACAUUGAUGGAACUGAUUUUCUAUUUGAAAUGUUUUCCAUUCAAGAAUUAAAUUUCGAUAAAAAUAUUACGAAAGAAUUAUUUAUAUCCAAUUACACUUGGAAUGUCAAUACAACAACCACCGAUAAUCACACUACUAUUGUCAACUAUCAAUUGAAUACUUUAUCCUCCCCAUCACCAUUCAACAAUUAUUCAACAUACCAACCAGCCCAAGUUCUAUCAACUAUAUCAUUCUCUACACAACCAAGAACAGUUGAAUUUGGAGGACAACAACUAUUGUUACAUGCCAACUCUAUCAAAUUGCAAGUCAAUAUCAGCAAGUGGCAAUAUUCAUCAAAUUUAUCAACACUUCGAGUUGUAUUUAAAACAUUGAUCAAUAAUAAUCAAUCGAUUAAAUUUGAUUGUAUAGACAAAGAUAUCUCAACACUCAGUUUUGAUUCAUUGUCAUCUUUGCAAUAUCUCAGAGUCCUCAAAGAUGAUAUUGAAUUCAAAGGUAGAUUCAUUGAUGUUGCAAUGUCUGAUGGAAGAAGACCAACCUACUCACAAACUCAACACAUAUCAUCAACACCAAUCAACGAUGAACAAUCAAUUGCAAUGAUUGGAAUUGGAUUUCCUCAAUGUCAAGAGUGUGUACUAGAUCCAGAUUUUGCAGCAUUGGUUAUCAAUCCAGACGGCUAUGGUAAAUGCGAUUCAAAAGGAUUCAGUAAAUGGAAAAUCAUUGUAAUUGCAGUUUGUGUAUCACUUGUAAUGAUCACAACUGUAUUGGUGAUUGUCAUUGCUUUUAAAAAGGCUGUGCAAUUGAAAUUUGCAAAGAGAUUAAACAAGAGUUUUACAAAUCUAAGUUACAGUUUAAAUAAUCUAAGCAACAGUUUUCAUAAUCUAAACAGAAUUUUAAAUCAAAGUGAUACAAAAAAAGUUCCAACCCCAAAACAACCCUAG
Cavenderia fasciculata is the source of this 2979-nucleotide messenger RNA. RefSeq lists its product as uncharacterized. The record is from RefSeq and is a predicted model, not a curated record. Lineage: Eukaryota; Evosea; Eumycetozoa; Acytosteliales; Cavenderiaceae. The coding region runs from base 1 to 2979 and encodes 992 amino acids. The transcript has 11 exons.